AGUAGUCCGUCCCUUUGACAUAAGCACUGUAGUGACAUAUGUAAUUAUUUAUCAUUUUUAUAGUGGUGAUAGAUGGUGUUGCUAAAUAGAUGAAACUUUUAUGAAACCAUGAUUGUUCUCGUAGAAAUAAAUACAUAUAUACCUUUAUAUAGGUACAAUAUUGAGAGUUGUGUGAUUACCUACCUUUGAUAACUCUCAAAUAUGACUAGAAAUACUUAAUUUAACUGCAUCAUUGAAAAAACUUCUUUUGCUGUAAAAUAAUUGGUAAAAUGCAGCAAGAAGAAAAGCCAAAGUUCCUCAAAUUUCACCAAGGCAGUGUUCGAAGUGUUGCCUUCAGUCCAAGGGACCGUUAUCUCUUCUGUUCUGGAGCAUAUGAUGGCAAAGUCAAUCUGUACUCGGCUCUGCGUAUGGAGCUGCUCAUGUGCUACCAGAUCACAACCAUGACACUGGCUCGCAAUGUCAACGCCGUUCGGUUUACUUCAGAUGGCUCAAGGAUCUUGGCCGCGACAACUGCCAGGAGACUAGGAGUGGUAGAUGUUGAGCGAGGAGAACAGCUGUUGGCAUAUGACAACUGUGCUUACGGCGGCCGAGAGCGCUCGGGUCUCGCCACAGACCCUGUGUGCCCAAACAUGGCAGUCUCUAUCGCAGUCAACGGCAAGGGGCUGACUUUGCUAGACCUGCGCAUGCCUCUUCCAUUGGAUUUUGUUUACGAUUUACAUGAGAGCCUGAUCCGUGACGUAUGUUUCCUGCACGGCUCAUGGCCGUGGGCACGGGGCCACCAGUCCUCUAUCUUGACUGGGGGCUACGAGGGGACAGUCAAAGUCACCACCAUGGAUGGUCGGGUCCUCCACAGCUUCCAGACCGGCCAUUCAGUGAACACAGUGUGUCCCACACCUGAGACGUUUAACCACUGUGCUGACGACGGCUUCUAUAGUUUGAUACUGAGUGGGGGAGAGAUGGUUUCUUCUUACGUACCUGACUCUGGCAUCCAAGAACACCUCAAGGAGCAUAAAGAUAUGCCAAUUUGGAAACUUAAGUAUACUUCUCAGGGCAGUCUCCUGUACUCAGCAUGUGAUGGAGGAGUGCUGAGACGGUACAGACGCUAUCCUGACCAUCAUCAGUACCUAGGGGAAGUGUACAAACACAAAGGUGAUAUUCAGGAUCUCGACAUAUCUCCAUACGAUGAAUAUCUCAUCACCGCCUCUAAAGAUCGGUCCGUAGGUGUUCUGAGGCUAGGGGCACCGAGCCACGGCUGGACCGAGUACAGUGAGCUUACAUGAUACAAGACCACUGUCCUCGUCCGUGUACAUAAGAUGUACAAAGAUUUUGACUGUACUAAUUUAUUACAUACAUUUUAUACUUUUUCAGUAA
Messenger RNA from Homalodisca vitripennis (glassy-winged sharpshooter), 1371 nucleotides. RefSeq lists its product as uncharacterized. NCBI's taxonomy places the organism in Eukaryota, Metazoa, Arthropoda, Insecta, Hemiptera, Cicadellidae. The transcript has 8 exons. The record is from RefSeq and is a predicted model, not a curated record. Gene Ontology annotation, molecular function: protein binding. Bases 270 to 1280 code for a protein of 336 amino acids.